UUAAGCUUUAGCUCCCUCUUCCUCCGUCUCUCUUUUUCCCCCUGUAAAAUUAUAACCCUCUCCGGAAUCCGUUCGCCUAGAUUUUCAAUUCUAGAAAAGCUUUCAAUAGCUUUUCUUUUUACACAUACAUACAUAAAUACAUAUUCUUUUGAUUGUACAUACACGAAUAUUGAAGCCCUGAUUUCCACGACCUAGCAGAAGAUCUGGUCUUUAUUUCGUUGAUAUUGAUUGAUGUGAGGAUUUGUCAUCACUGUAAAGAGUUUUGGAGAUGGCUACUGGGGGAAAGAUAUCUAUCUUACCCACCCUGGAUCACAAUGUACGAGGUUCUAAUGGGAAUUUAGAGGAUGUAUUGCAGAGUGAGCUUGAGCUGAUUCUAAGGGAGCAUCGCAAUCAGCACGCCAUUCAUAGGGAUAGGGAUUUGAAUAUGUAUAGGAGUGGCAGUGCACCGCCAACUGUUGAGGGAUCGCUGAGUGCUGUGGGUAGUUUGUUUAGGAACAAUGAUUUUAUGGAUAGGGAUAUGAGUAGCAGAAUUGGUAGUAACAAUGGGGACUUGUCUGAAGAUGAGAUUCGUUCACAUCCUGCUUACCUUUCGUACUAUUAUUCACAUGAUAAUAUCAACCCAAGAUUGCCUCCCCCAUUGUUGUCUAGAGAGGACUGGCGUGUUGCACAGAGGUUUCAGAGUGGGCCUUCUUUUGAAGGCAAUGGGGAUUGGAGGAGGAACAAUUUUGUUGACGAUGGAGAUAAGUCGUUGUUUUCCAUGCAGCUGGGGCUUUCUGCACAGAAGGCAGAGAAUGAUUUGAUCAAAUUGAGAAAUGUCAAUAGGAGUAGCAUGCAUAGACAAGCAUCGUCUGAGUGGCUUGAUAGAAAUUCGAAUAAUUUGACUGGAUUCUCGACAAACGGACUUGGUGCAAGGAGAAAGAGUUUUGCUGACAUUCUACAGGAAGGAAUUGAUCAACCAGCUUUGUUGUUAGGUUCCUUGUCAAGACCAUCAAGUCGUAAUGCUUUUGGCGAUGGUAUCAAUCCAACCGGCAUUGCUAAUCCACAUCAAGUAGGGUUGUGCAAUGGAGUGGAUUCCAUAGAAGUGAUGCACACCGGAGCAGCUCCACAUGGCCUGAUAGGAAUGCAGAACCAUGUUGCCCCAGUUUCUCAUUCAUUUUCAUCUGGUGGAGGUCCUUUGUCAAGAAGCAGAACUCCUGAUCCACAAUUAUUUGGAAGUUCUGGUCUUCCUCCUCAUGUGGGAGGAGUGUUUCCUAAUGCUGGUGGUUCCGACAUCCACAGUGACAAUUCAUCUGCCAUGACUGAGUUGCACAGUAUGACAACAGAUUUAUCUGGCUUAAGCCUCUCAAAAGUUAGAUCUGCAGAUGAAGAUAGUCGACUUCAGUCUCAGCUUCGCCGAGACCUGGAUAAUCAGCGUGAUUUUCUGUUCAACACACCAAACAGUCAGAACCAGAGACUGCAGCAGCAACUCAUUGAGAAGUUUAAUGCUGAAACUUUCUCCCUUAAUGCAAAUUAUGCUCAUUUAGCAAAUAAAAAUGGGAUUCUAACAAACCGUAAUGCACCACAUGAGCAUGUUAAUUUUCGUAGAAGAACUUCUUCUCCUAGUCUUUACUCAAACGAGAGUUCUUUUGGACUUGAAACUUUUGAAGGGUUGAAUGCUCAUUACCAGGGUGCAAAUACUCCAGGAAUCGACUUUGAUGGUCAUGCCUCUGGGGCCUAUCCUGUAAAUCAGAAGUUGAACAGUCAUAUUGAUACAGGGUUUACUGGUAGUGGUGAUAGCCAAAGUAUGAACAGAUUAAGGAACAAAGUUGAUCAUGGCCUUCAUUCUUCCUAUGUGGACCCGUCGCACAUUCAGUUACUGCAAAAAAAUAUUUAUGCAAGACAUGCUCUGGCUAGUCCAAGUGGUUAUUCUCUGGGUAAAAAUAACUUUGGCACUUUACAUGGAGAAUUAGAGGGGAUUCAGAAAGCAUACCUCAAAGCAAUACUUGCUCAAGCUCAACGGAAGCAACAGUACGAAAUGCCCCUUCUAAAUAAAUCUGGGGGGUUUAAUCAUGGUUAUUUUGGGAAUCCAUCAUAUGGUCUUGGCAUGACAUAUCCAGGAAUCUCAGUGGCAAACUCUUUUGGUUCUGGAAGCUCAAUGUUUCAGAAUGAGAAGAUUUCCCGCUUUAAUUCUAUGAUGAGAAGUUCAAUGGCAGCAUCAGUUGGCACCUGGCACUCUGAUGUUGGAAAUGACUUGGAAGGAAGACACGCAUCAUCAACACCAUCAUCAUCCUUAUUAGAAGAGUUCAAGAACAACAAGAAUAAGUCUUUUGAACUUGCAGAUAUUGUUGAUCACGUAGUUCCAUUCAGUACCGAUCAGUAUGGAAGUCGCUUUAUCCAGCAGAAACUCGAAACCGCCACUGUGGAUGAAAAAAUAAAAAUAUUUCCUGAGAUUAUUCCUCAUGCUCGUACCUUGAUGACUGAUGUAUUUGGAAAUUAUGUCAUACAGAAGUUCUUUGAGCAUGGUACAGAAAGCCAAAGAAAAGAAUUGACGAGCCAACUUACUGGGCACGUUUUGCCUCUCAGUCUGCAAAUGUAUGGUUGUAGAGUCAUUCAGAAGGCCUUGGAAGUAGUUGACAUGGAUCAGCAGGCUCAAAUGGUGUCAGAACUCGAUGGUUCAGUCAUGAAAUGUGUCCGUGAUCAAAAUGGGAAUCAUGUCAUUCAGAAGUGUAUAGAAUGUGUCCCUCAAGAUCAAAUUCAGUUCCUCAUUUCAUCAUUCUAUGGGCAAGUUGUGACGAUGUCCACCCAUCCUUAUGGGUGUCGCGUCAUACAGAGGGUUUUGGAACAUUGUGGUGACUUAAAGACGCAAGAACUUAUCAUGGAUGAAGUCAUGCAAUCAGUAUGCAUUCUGGCCCAGGAUCAGUAUGGAAAUUAUGUUAUUCAGCAUGUCCUUGAACAUGGUAAACCGCAUGAACGGUCUGCAAUUAUUCACAAGCUUGCUGGACAAAUUGUAAAGAUGAGUCAGCAGAAGUUUGCUUCUAAUGUUGUGGAAAAGUGCUUGACUUUUGGGAGUCCUGAGGAGCGCCAGUUAUUGGUAAAAGAGAUGCUAGGUUCCACUGAUGAAAAUGAGCCGUUGCAGGCUAUGAUGAAAGAUCCUUUCGGAAACUACGUUGUCCAGAAGGUUCUUGAGACCUGUGAUGAUCACAGUCUUGAGUUGAUUGUUUCUCGCAUUAAGGUUCAUUUGACUGCCUUAAAGAAGUACACUUAUGGUAAACAUAUUGUUUCCCGUGUCGAGAAACUCAUCGCAACAGGAGAAAGGCGCAUAGGAUUGUCAUCCUCAGUGUCUUCUUCCUGAUCAUCCCAAUUUUGGAGCAUGGCAGGCAUUUUUCCUCUAGCCACCAUCAAUAAGUAUGCACCUUUUGUACAGCUAACGUGGACAGUGACCAUAGCAAGUUUGCCGCAUCGACCUCAAUAAUACAGAGAAGUUAUAGAUGUGAAUAAGCAUGAUAUCCAGAGUCUCCUGCCAUACAAUUUUGGGUACAUUCUCCUCCUAUUGUAUAGUUUUGGCAAAGCUGUUUUUAAUUGGACCAUGAAGACAUCACAUGGAGGACCAUUCUAGCUGUCUGGAGAAGGAAGGUCUAUUAUAUAAGACUGUCCUUGGACUUUGGGAGUAAAUUUCUAUAUCUUUUUUAAGUGUAAAUGGUUAACUGCACUUCGAUUUGAAAAAGAGGGUAAAUAAUAGGGGAGUAUUCAUGUAUAGUAGGGUCUUCAACUCUGAGAACGUAAUAUAGUGUAAAUAUACAUCAACUUUCUCGUCUACUACUCGUUUUGAAGUUUGAGAAAUUUUUUACCGGAUUAGAAGCUUAUAAGUUAUAUCCAGUUGCAGGUUCUUGCAGUUAACAUAUACUUGCAGAUCUGCAACAAAGUUCAAGAGGGAACCUAAGUUUGUCUCACCAACGAGGUCAGAGUUUUUAUAACGAUUGUCUAUGCAUUAUAUGAACCAAAUUGAUUCUGAACCAUCUUCAGAAUGGGUGAA
Argentina anserina (silverweed cinquefoil) is the source of this 4012-nucleotide messenger RNA. Its product is annotated as pumilio homolog 4. Gene Ontology annotation, biological process: post-transcriptional regulation of gene expression. Gene Ontology annotation, cellular component: cytoplasm. Gene Ontology annotation, molecular function: mRNA binding. The record is from RefSeq and is a predicted model, not a curated record. Bases 269 to 3331 code for a protein of 1020 amino acids. NCBI's taxonomy places the organism in Eukaryota, Viridiplantae, Streptophyta, Magnoliopsida, Rosales, Rosaceae. The transcript has 12 exons.